Molecule: messenger RNA, 1664 nt
Organism: Osmerus eperlanus (European smelt)
Lineage: Eukaryota; Metazoa; Chordata; Actinopteri; Osmeriformes; Osmeridae
Gene: snx24
Product: sorting nexin 24
Exons: 7
Coding region: 131-649 (172 amino acids)
Molecular function (GO): phosphatidylinositol phosphate binding
Source: RefSeq, a predicted model, not a curated record
UACUAUUGUUUUUUCAAGCAAGAGCGAAGUGCUGCAACAACUCAACUCUUACAGAUCUGUCCAAACACACCUUCAUGUUGUCUCCAUUUAUAUAACACGUUGUAAAAAUUACAGGAUUAUUUGUGACAAAAUGCACUCCGUCAGGGUUUCUAUUCCAUCGUUCCGUUCAGAGGAAAAUUCGACUGAUAAAGGAUACACGGUGUUCAAAAUUGAAGUGCUCAUGAAUGGCAGACAACAUACUGUGGAGAAGCGCUACAGCGAGUUUCAUGCCCUGCAUAAAAUGCUAAAGAAGAGCAUAAAACCGCCUGAGAUCCCUUCAAAGCAUGUGAGGAACUGGAUUCCCAAGGUUCUGGAACAGAGGAGACAAGGUCUAGAGUUCUAUCUACAGACUAUAAUCAUGGAGAAUGAAGUUCUCCCAAAGAUAUUCUUGGAUUUCCUCAACAUCCGCCAUUUUCCCUCUCUACCAAAAACGGAAAGUUGUGGGUCAUUUGAAACUGAAUCUGAGGAAUCAAGCAAACUUACCCAUCAACCAGCUAUGCUCUUCCUAAGAGAUCCUUACCUUCUUCCUUCCACACAUGAUACAUUUUCAAAUGUUGUCAUUGAAGGCGUAAUCCAUGGAGUUUUCUACCCCGAUCUUCAACCAAGGUAGUGAUCUGGAGAAAUAUGAAAAACUCCCAAAACAAAGGACGUUUUAAGGUGGACACACAUUUAUUAAAUAAUCAUUUGUGUGAGAAUAACAUGUUUUAUAAGAUAAUUUUGUAGUUUAUUUUCCACCAAUCAAUUCUAAAACAGUAUAUACAGGUACAACACAGAUGUUGUUUUGGAGACUGAAAAGGGAUCACUCAAAUAAUCAGUGUGUACAGUAUAUUCUCACAAGAUGUAUAGUGUAUAAUAGGGUUUGUAACCUAGAUAUAGGGACUGAGAAUUUUUUAAGGAUAACAAUCAAGCUCUUAAGCAUUAAUCCAUUUUGUCCUUUUCUAAACAUAUCACAGUGGUGAAUGUCUGUGCGUCAUAACUGAUAGUAGCUGUGAAAAAAAUAGAAGGGAAAUUGUUGAACAAAAACAUACAAGUCAUAAAAAGCUCAAAUGUUAAAGGGAUGUUGACUGUCAUAAUGGUUGAAUGGUUUUAUGCAUUCUAUUUGCUUUUUGUAGUAAAGUGUGUUUCAACUUCAUCACAGGCAGAUUGUGGUUCGUUAGUGGGUCCUUUUACUUAAAAUGGAUGCUAAAAUGUAAUCACAAAAAGUUGCACUACAAAAAGGAUUGUCAUUCGAUAAUUUUUUAUAUGGCUUUUGUUUACAUGUUGCUCUUGUCAUUAGACAUAAAUGGAUAGGCUGGAGAGGCAGUUCAGAAGACAGAAUGAGUCAUUACCUUUUGUUGUCUAACAUUUACUGUGAGAUGAGACCUGGCUGUUGUAAAGGUUAGCAAAACAUGUUUCUGUACUCACUGAUUAAAUAAUGUUUUUGUUUUUACUAAUCAACCAUUCUUUUGUACACCCUGCAACCUUCUAAAAUAAUUGAACUGUAUUUAUGUUUUUGGUCUACAGUGUUUCUUGUGCCAUAACACCUUCCCUUAAAAGACACUGUGGAGUUGUACUGUAGCACUUUAGACUGGGUACCUGAAUAUGAUAAUUAAAUACUGACAGCAAUAAAGUGAGAUAUUUCCAUA